UAAAAUAAUGGUUAAACUUAAUAUUGACUUAUUUCACUUUUGUUACAAAAUGACAACUACUUAUAAGAAAAAUGCCAUCUGUGGAUAGUUGAAUAAUGUAUUUUGUAAAUAAUACAUGUGGACUAUUGUUUUGUAUUGAAAACCUCCUUUUCUUGAUAAUUAUAUUAUACUAGAAAAUUUCCGCACUACGGGUCUAUGUCACAACUAAAAAUUUCAAUGGAUACUGAUAUUCUAAUAAGUGAUAAAGACAAUCUUUACGACUUUGACUUGGAUGAAUUGAACAAUGACUGUCAUUGGUCUUCAUUAUUAAAUUCAGCAGAUGCAUCACCAAGUGAGAUACUUGCUGAUGCAGCACCCAGCCUUGUUUCCCCAAUUUCACCAAUUUCCAGCUUAAAAUCUUCUCCAAAUGAAAGCAGUAACUCAGAUUCUGGCAGUGAAGAUGAUACAAAAAAUUCCAGUUCUAUAUCAGUUAGGGAUUCAUCUCAAUCACCUAAUGAAUGGUUGUCAAAUGAUUCUGAAGUUGUAUACCAGCUUAAACCAGAGGAUGUUGAAAAGUUUUUACAAAAAGCAGAUAAUAUUGAUGUCGAAUGUACAAACAAUGCACCAAUGAUCAAGAAUGUAGAGCAGAAGGUACCGGUAAUGUCAAUAGAAAAUGGUGUGAUAAAGGUGAAUGGAAUUGGUAGUUAUGUUAAUCCAAAAAGUUUAUGCUCACUUUCUACUAAAGUUAAAGGUACAAAUCAUGGCUCAUAUUUCAAUGUAAUAAAUGAGCAUUUUAAUAAUGGAAGGAAAGAAGAAAGAGAACAAGCAGUAUCCUAUCAAAAAGAAGUAUCCAUAAAAAGCCAAUGUAAUCCAAUAGUAAUUUUACCUAAUUAUACAUCCCAAGUCACAAAAAGCAAAGUUGCUGUAUUACCACAAAAGUUACACCAUGAGGUCUCAAAUGGUUAUCAGAUAAAGUCUCCUCCUAGAAGUCAUAUUAUGUUAAGCCCAAACUCUGUUCAAGUGGAAUCAGCUUCAGAAUGCAAUUCAACAAGUCCUAUCUUAGAAAUACCUCAGUUAAGUGAAGCAGAUAUUAAAGCGAUCAAGAAACAGCAGCGUAUGAUAAAGAAUCGAGAGUCAGCCUGCCAAUCGCGCCAGAAAAAGAAAGAAUAUGUUACAGCAUUAGAACAACAAUUAUUAGAAGCACAUCAGGAAAUAGGAAAGUUGCGACUAGAAAACAAAAUACUUAGAAAUCAACUGGAAUCAAAUGGCAGGAUUCGAAAGAUACCAAGACUAGACUCGUCAUUGUUAAUACCGAAAAAGAACAUUGCUGUUAUUUUCGCUAUGGUGUUCAUGGUCUCCUUAAACUUUAAUAUGUUAGGAUGGAAUUCCAAGCCAUUUGUUGGACCAACACAUUCUCAUGUUGGUAAUCGGCAUUUAUUAUGGGCAGAAGAUAAUAAGGAUGUAUCUUUAGAUUACGAACACUUAAACCGAAGUACUGAUGCCAUUGACUGUCAGAAUAGUACAAUGUUUGAGAAUAUUAAUCAGACUGAGAGCAUACGAAUUGUAGGAGACUUAAAACGUUGGAUCCGCGGCGGGAAAACCUUAAAUUGGACCUCUGCGCCCAAAAAGCGUAGAUAUGUCAAUGAAGAACAAAUUAAUGGAGGCCUGUUAGGAGCGUAUAACCUAUUCAAUAAAGUGAGUUUGGAUGACUUUGUUGAAUUUCCCACUAAAAACAGCAAAAAUAUUCGCGACAAGACGCGCAUACGGCGCUUGCGCAGAUCAACGGAGAAAGAUAUCGAAUUCGAUGGAUUGUAUUAUGAAAGACUGUAUAAUAGGCAUAUAAGGAAGAAUAAUGAAUUUAACGACUUUGGCGAAUGGAGUGAAUUGCUUCAAGCCUUGCAGCGACGUGAUGAUACGUUUUACGUAGUGGGUGUUGGUAAAGGAGAACACUUGUUGUUGCCAGCGGUGUCUCAUAAUGCCACUAGGCCACCGAAAAUGGCGCUUAUAUUGCCGGCACGGGGUGCUAAUGAUUCCGUAUUAAGCGAUCAUGUGACAUUGAUGCAAAUUGACUGCUCAGUUGUCAACACAACUCUGGUCAAACUGAAGUCCGAAUCAUUACCGAAGAGCCUGAGGAAAACAAAAAAUGCAACAAAUACAUUCUAUGAAAAACCUAAGGCAAAUAUACCAAAACCUGAAACUGUACAAAAAUUCAAUAAUUCUAGUCACAUAGAGAAAGGUUUGAAGGAUUCCUUUGCACAGUUACUAAGUAAACCAACGGGAAAUAAUUCGGAAUCUAUAGAUGAUUCUCCGACACAGAUUGCUGUAAAUAGUACAUUGUAAGAUAUUUUCUAUAUAUAAUUUAAUGGGCCCUUUUGGUAAGAUACAGACUCACGACGAAGUAUGACUAUAUGUCAAAAAGUUUUUUGAUAUAGGAAAGCCAUACUUAUCCCUGCACAGCAAAGUUCCGUUUUCUAAAUAGAUGCCCACAGACAAAGUCUUUGUAAUUUAUAUAUAUAUAUAUCUUUAACCUGGUCAUAAUACAAAUUUCUUCCUUAUUUUAAUUUGUACGUAAACCGAAUAAAAAUUUUGAUCCCUUCCUAGUGUCGAUAGUAUGCAAAAGCUUUAGUAUCACAUUAGGAUAACGACAAGUCUUUUGACACAGUAGUUUUCCCUCCUGAUUCAACACCCUAUUCCUUUAAAUUAAGGUGCAUUUUACAAUGCACAAAUAUAUUAUAUAAGAAUUCAAGCAGGGUGUUCUCACACAGUAACGAAUUGCGAUUUGUGAUAUAUGUAACUAAUAAGUAAAAUAACAUCACACAAUUUCGCAAUUUCUUGGAUAAGGUAUUUGAAAUGUGUACUAGUAAUAUUUAGGAAUAAACAGACUGCUGUUACUACAGCAAGAUCUCAAAAAAUAUUUUACACUUUUGUAAUUUUUAAUGAAGGUAAGAAUGUUACAAUAUUCGUGAUUACAAAAGUUAUAUAUCAGUCUAUUUAUUAUAACAAUUGGUUGUUUUGAAUGUUAAAUGUUAUUUUAGAUUCUUUUAUUGAGUAAUAUUAUAAUUCCUGUUAUGGCUGUUCUUCUACUUUUAAGUUUAAUCUGUUAAUAAUUAGAGAUUUAAAUCGUAAGAUGCGCAAAUGCGAUUAUAUAUUAUAUAGUACUUAUAGGACGUGAUAAGGUAUAUAUUAUAAGGUAAGGUAUUUAUUACGUCUUAUAAGUGCGUAAUCGUUCGCUCUCUGUAAUACAAUCACACGUGGUACAUACAAUUUACAAAGCAAUUAUCUAAGAAAUAGUAAAUCCAGAAAAUAUAUUUCUUGUAUUUUUUUUAAAUAAGGUCUUUCUGUAAACAUAUUUUAUAGAUUUACGUAACUAUACAAGAGAACCCAAACAUAUUCAUUUCUUAUAUGCGAUAACAAUUUAGAAAUAGUUAUGAGUCACUUAUCCUAGGAUGAAUAUAAAUCUUACUACUUAAAGAAUUGCAUUUUUCUCAUCAGACUUAACCUCUAAAUACAUUAUAGCAUGUUAUUUUUGACUAUAAUGAAGCUUUCCUGAAUAAAAUGUUUUUGUCAGUUGUGUUAACUAAUUUUAGUUUUUGUUACUGUAGGUUAUUAUAUUUAACUAUA
Messenger RNA from Pieris brassicae (large cabbage white), 3600 nucleotides. It is a transcript of the gene Atf6, whose product is annotated as cyclic AMP-dependent transcription factor ATF-6 alpha. The transcript has 13 exons. NCBI's taxonomy places the organism in Eukaryota, Metazoa, Arthropoda, Insecta, Lepidoptera, Pieridae. Gene Ontology annotation, molecular function: RNA polymerase II cis-regulatory region sequence-specific DNA binding; DNA-binding transcription factor activity, RNA polymerase II-specific. The coding region runs from base 196 to 2319 and encodes 707 amino acids. Gene Ontology annotation, cellular component: nucleus. Gene Ontology annotation, biological process: regulation of transcription by RNA polymerase II; endoplasmic reticulum unfolded protein response. The record is from RefSeq and is a predicted model, not a curated record.